Messenger RNA from Dicrocoelium dendriticum, 2920 nucleotides. The record is from the annotation of a GenBank genome assembly. Lineage: Eukaryota; Metazoa; Platyhelminthes; Trematoda; Plagiorchiida; Dicrocoeliidae.
GAAUAACAACGAUUCUAUAAUGCUGUGUUGUAUAUCAAGACAAAGUAGAACAAUUUUUUGAAAAUUCUGUCGGCUGCUACCUCAAAUAUACUUUGCAGGGCAUCCGCCUGACGAGUGUUUAUUCGACGUUGUGCUAUCAAACGCUCCGAUGUAGUAGCGCCUCGGAGUGUCGCAGUACCUCGUCCACAACCCAUUCGGUCUACUACUACGCACCUACGCUCCGGACACUGAAGCUUUCGGAACCCUCAACUGGACAUAUAUUGCACCAGCACUGCAUAAUUUCUUUGUCGUCAAUGCAGUGUACCGCCUCAUGAUGCUGAAUACAUCAUCCAGUGAAGAGGAAAACCCGCAGUUUUCUGCGAAGUACUCUGGCAGUUCCACAGAUGCACACUCACGCUGGCAAAAUCAUGAAUUCAAAAACAUGCGAACUUUGGACUUGAGAUCCAGGCGUUCCGAAUAUGAUGCAGACCAGAAGCUUAGAUCGGAACCUGAUUCAGCCAAGUUUGCACGAAUUCCUCUUGGUGGCGCAUCAAGUUCAAGCUGUGGUUGGCAACCGCUGAAAGUGGAGUCUGGCGGUAGGUCAGAACUCCUACCUAAUGAACCACAACGGGCACCUCGGUUGUACACAAUCGCUGGAGCACGCACAAGCGUAGCUGAGCAGGGUUACCCGCAUGAGGUUCCUUCGGGUAUGGAAGAUGUUACAGCUAAGAAUUACCAGUUCAACCAGUUUAGUUCGAGCUUCGAAGGCAACUCUGAGUCUGGUCCGAUCGGUACUCGUCUUAGUCCAAUUGGGAGCAGCUGUUGGUCGUCUGAGCAACAUAUUUCACCCGAUCUGGCAUCCCUUGUCAGUGGCAGUACGAACUCAUUCUCAGCCGGACGAUCCACGAGUUCUGGAAAACAGCCCUACGUCACCAGCUCCCUUACCCAACACCUGCAGCGUCAGCAUUCAGGUGUUUAUUCCGGGGUAAUUUUGUCACACGAACCAUAUAGCAUCCAAUCUGCAUCUCAAUCUGUUCGGUCUGCCCCACUGUGCAUUACCGCCAAUCAGACCCAUCCCAUAUGUGCCAGACAACUCACAAUCGAUGUGUCGGACUCCAUCAACGAUAACCCCACUCCGCCCUCUUUGCUGGUUAGUGAUCCGGAGGAGGAGGCGCACAAACGAAUACUACAACUCUAUGUGUUUGCCUCCAGAUGCAUCGCCUACCCCGUCUUGAACCCUGUUUAUCCGGGGCCAAGCAGACGCUAUCUGAAGGUGACGAAAGACUAUUUACUCACUUUGAAGGAACGUAUUCAGCUAUUUUUAAAGGGUGAAUACCCAAUAAACUGUGACGAAGCCUUUCAGAGCGCAGUUGGUGAUUUCUUUGAGGUGGUGCUUGAGAGUGACCGAAUCGCUAGCAUGGUGAAAUCCGGAGCAUGCUCCAUGUACGACAUACGCGAAAUAUUCAUUGCCUUCAUUGAAAAACGAUUUCAGAAUGAACAUGUCAAUGAAGGUCUCUCAAAAGAAAAUGUGAUAGGCUCUUGGAAGGUUAAGUUUGAUCAGAUUUGCCGUGGAGGCGAACGCCCGUGCCCCGUGGCCAUGAAGCUUGCUGUACCCCAACCAGAAAUCGUCGCCCCUACCAAGGAGCAGCAGUAUGACUUACUGAUGCGCACUUUGUCGGUUGAGAAGUACGAACACCAAGUGCUUUACAAUGCUUGUCAGAUUCUCAUACAUCAGUUACGAAACGUCUUACAGAUGUCUGCUUCGAAGAAGUUAUACUUCACAAUCGAAUUAGAAGGCUCCAGUGAGAAGAAACGCACGGAUAGUGUUGAGGCAGCGAAGCCACUAUGGAAUACGACAGCGGAAUUUCAAACGCAUCAACCACUACCUGUCAUCCGUCUUCGGCUUUACAAGGAAUGCUCUGGUGCCUUGGCUUUGGAGGAUAAAGAACUGGGCAGACUGACACUCCAUCCAUCCUGGCUCACUACGCGUGCCCCCACAUGGUUCCGAUUGCAAGCCAACAAGCAUUGCCACGAUACACUGGAGGUGCAACUCACUGUCAGCAUGCAGCGACCGGCCAAUUGUAGAUAUGCUAAUUAUUGCUGGAUACAGGGGCGAACCGCGUUCAAAAAGUGGAAGAGAAGAUAUCUUUGCCUCAUACAAGUUUCUCAAUACACUUUCGUUAUCGCGGCAUACGCGGAGCAAAAGUCUCAUCCUUCUGAGUUUAUGGCGCUCGAUGGCUUCACUGUGGACUACUGCGAGAACCGCCCAGAUCUGGUUUUCGCCUCAUCCUCCGUCCGUAGCAAACCUGAGCACCACAUGUCUGCCACAUCACUCACAUCGCUGUCAAAAUUGCGGUUUGGUGGAUUCGGCAGGCUUGUGCAUCAGCAUCGUGCCGAAAGUGCGGCCACCAUGUGCGGCCCUGAGCCUGAACUCAAGGCUACCUACUUUCUCAAACUUGUUCGUGAGGGCGACACUGUGAUUAUGGCCACUUCCACCGAUGCGGAUCGGCAAAGCUGGAUACAGACAAUAUACCGGGCAACUGGACAGACUCACAAACCUGCCAUUCCCAAUCAUUUGACUAUUGGAACCCCGACCAGGUUGUUCACCGGAGAAUCCGAGGCAGGACAUGCGACCGGAAUUGAGGAGCUGGCUUCAAAACCGCCUCAUGCGUUCUGUCACGUGGAGCUAUUUACAGAACUACAGGCACGAAGUCUGAGCUAUCGCCUGCAAGACUCCUUUGUAUCACUAGGCUGGCUUAGCCCAGGACAGAAAAUUCUGCUUGAAGAAUAUUGUUCCCGGUAUGGCAUCCGUGAGUGCCAGCGUCACCUCGCCUACUUGACCAGUUUAUUGGACAAAGCAGAACACGGAAUGAAGGUGGAUCCUGAUCUGCUGCAUAUAAGCUAUUCGAUUUGCGCUAACCAUGUCACUGGCAAGACGUAA